Molecule: messenger RNA, 1476 nt
Organism: Halteromyces radiatus
Lineage: Eukaryota; Fungi; Mucoromycota; Mucoromycetes; Mucorales; Cunninghamellaceae
Product: putative Gpa2-guanine nucleotide-binding protein alpha-2 subunit
Exons: 8
Coding region: 336-1418 (360 amino acids)
Biological process (GO): G protein-coupled receptor signaling pathway
Cellular component (GO): heterotrimeric G-protein complex
Molecular function (GO): G protein-coupled receptor binding; GTPase activity; G-protein beta/gamma-subunit complex binding
Source: RefSeq, a predicted model, not a curated record
UUUUUUUUCUUCUUGACUUGGCUAUUUGUUACGUUUAUUCACUUUAUUUUUUUCUCUAUUCUUAUUAUUAAUAUAUAUAAAGUAUAUAAACUAUCAUUACUUUGUUGAUUCCCUAUUUCCCAUAAACCAAAAAAAAAGGCAACAACAAAGCAACAAGAACGACAACACCAACUGAAACAAUAAUUACAACAAUACUAUUACUUCUACUUGAAGUUUUUUUUUUUGUUUUUUUUAAAAAAAAACUGAUAUACUCACACACACAUAUAUAUAUACGCCUUUGCCAACUAUAUUCUUCUUCUUUUUGAUAUACAUUUAAAUAUAUAUCCGACAUCGUCAUGGGCAAUUGUGCAAGUUCUAGCAAUUCAAACAAAAAUGGUGCUUACAAUCCUGAUACAGCAACAAGUCGAUUGAUAGAUAGACAAAUCAAGGCAGACGAAAAACGAUUAAAAACUGAAGUCAAACUUCUUUUAUUAGGUGCUGGUGAAUCAGGAAAGUCAACAGUGUUGAAACAAAUGCGACUUAUCCAUGCUGCUGGAUUUGAUGCUGCUGAAAGGGAGAGUUUCCGUCAUAUCGUCUUCUCCAAUAUCACUUUAACUGUACAAACUAUUUUGGAAGCUAUGGAAUCUUUGGAUAUCAAAUUUGAAGAUAAGCAAUUAGAGGAAUAUAUACCUUUAUUUGAUUCACCACCUGCCAUCAAGAAAGGAGAACCUUAUCCUCUAGAUUAUCUGUCACCUUUAAAAAGAUUAUGGAAUGAUGCUGGCGUACAAAAUGCUUGUAGUCAAGGAAAUACCUUUGCAUUACAUGAUAAUGUUACAUAUUAUUUCUCACAACUGGAUAGAUUAUGGUCACCGGAUUAUGUACCAACUGAUCAAGACAUCAUUAGGUGCCGAGCCAAAACAACUGGAAUUGUAGAAACUGUAUUUCAUCUUGGACCUUUAACUUAUCGUAUGUUUGAUGUGGGUGGACAACGAAGUGAACGCAAGAAAUGGAUUCAUUGCUUUGAAAAUGUUACAGCUAUUCUAUUUGUGGUUGCUGUCAGUGGGUAUGAUCAAUGUUUAGUGGAAGAUCGUGACUCGAAUCAAAUGCAUGAAUCCUUGAUGUUAUUCGAUACUAUUUGCAACUCCCCUUGGUUUGUCAAUACUUCUAUGAUUCUAUUCCUAAACAAGAUCGAUAUUUUUAAGGAAAAGAUCAAUGUCUCACCUGUAUCACGAUGGUUCCCAGAUUUCAAAGGCGAUAAUCAGAAUUUUGAACAGACACGAUCUUACUUCAAGAAACGAUUUCAACGACUAAACCAAAAUACUGAAAAGCGUGUUUAUACCCAUUAUACGGAUGCGACAGAUACCACCUUGUUGAAACAUGUUAUGCUGGCUGUUUCUGAUAUUAUCUUGAAUGAAAAUCUGAACACUUUGAUGCUAUAGUUUAGUAUUAUCAUUUUUUUUUUUUUACUAAUUUUUUUUGUCUUACAUAUAUUUAUGC